Protobothrops mucrosquamatus (brown spotted pit viper) is the source of this 2631-nucleotide messenger RNA. RefSeq names its product ankyrin repeat and sterile alpha motif domain-containing protein 1B. The transcript is spliced from 16 exons. The coding region runs from base 1 to 2631 and encodes 876 amino acids. NCBI's taxonomy places the organism in Eukaryota, Metazoa, Chordata, Lepidosauria, Squamata, Viperidae. Gene Ontology annotation, cellular component: cytosol. Gene Ontology annotation, molecular function: protein binding. The record is from RefSeq and is a predicted model, not a curated record.
AUGGGCAAGGACCAGGAACUGCUGGAAGCGGCUCGCACUGGGAAUGUGGCUUUGGUGGAGAAACUCUUGGCUGGCAGAAAAGGAGGGCUCCUGGGCAGUGGAUCUGGACCUAUUCCUUUAUCCAACUUGCUGAGCAUCUGGCGAGGACCAAAUAUAAAUUGCACAGAUAGUUCAGGAUACACUGCUUUACAUCAUGCAGCUUUGAAUGGUCACAAGGAUGUAGUUAUCAAAUUACUUCAAUAUGAAGCAUCCACUAAUGUGGCAGAUAAUAAAGGGUAUUUUCCUAUACACUUGGCUGCUUGGAAAGGAGAUGUAGAGAUUGUGAAGAUUCUUAUCCAUCAUGGGCCAUCACAUUCCAGAGUGAAUGAACAGAACAAUGAAAAUGAAACAGCUUUGCACUGUGCUGCCCAAUAUGGACACUCAGAAGUGGUUGCUAUUUUGCUUGAAGAACUUACAGAUCCCACAAUAAGAAACAACAAAUUAGAAACUCCAUUGGAUUUGGCAGCUUUAUAUGGCCGACUGCAGGUGGUGAAGAUGAUAAUCAAUGCAUAUCCAAAUCUGAUGAGCUGUAACACAAGAAAGCAUACUCCUUUACAUCUUGCUGCACGUAAUGGUCAUAAAGCUGUGGUACAAGAGCUGCUAGAAGCUGGAAUGGACGUCAGCUGCCAAACAGAAAAGGGGAGUGCAUUACAUGAAGCAGCUUUAUUUGGAAAAGUAGAUGUUGUACGCAUUCUUUUAGAAACAGGAAUUGAUGCCAAUAUAAAGGACAACUUAGGCAAAACAGUUUUAGAUAUUUUGAAAGAACAUCCAUCACAACAGUCACUCCAAAUUGCUACAUUGCUUCAAGAUUACACAGAAAAAGAAAAUUCAGACGUUCCAGAGGAAUCCAUAGAAGAAUAUUUAAUAUCAGAUCACCAGUCCAGUGUUUUAUCCCUAGAAGAGUCUCCUAUACAAACAAGUAAAAGUGAAGCUGUGACUGGUGAAUUAUCAAAACUAUUAGAUGAAAUCAAGCUUUGCCAAGAAAAAGAUUAUUUAGAAGAUACGAGCCAUACUAUAUCAGAUGAUUAUCUGGAUGAUGCUAGCAAAGUAUCAGAAGAAGAAGUAGUAGCAAAUGGAAACCGAGCCAAGUCUAAUAUAAGAUCAUCUUCCACAAAUCUGGAACAAGCAGAAGAGGAAGAAGAGGGUGGAACUGAAAAUAGUUGUGGACCUACAGGUUUGUGGGAAGCACUGACACCUUGUAAUGGAUGUAGAAAUCUUGGAUUUUCCAGUCUUACUCAGGAAGCCUUUCCAAAGAAGAGGAGUGCUACACUGGAAGCAGUGCCAUCUGUUUCUUCAGAAACAUUUCCUGUAGAAAAUGAGAAUGGUCUCUGUGAUUUUCUUGAUACAACAGUUACAAAGAAACCUUGUUCUUUAGAAAUAACAAGAGGAGUUUCAUCAAAAAUAGAUAAUGCACCUCAAGUAGCAAUUACUGCACCAGGUACCGGUAACCAUAGAAACAGUUCAACAGGGCCAACACCUGACUGCUCUCCUCCAUCACCAGAUACUGCACUGAAAAAUAUAGUAAAAGUUAUAAGACCUCAGCCCAAGCAACGUACAUCAAUAGUAUCAGCUUUUGAAUUUCAUCGAUUAAAUCAGAGCCAUGACUAUUUUGAAAUCAACUCCUCUGUAAGAUACGCAAGCUUUAAUUCCAGCUCUCCAGUUAGUCCAGCCAACUGCUCCACUCUGUCUGUUGAGGACAGCAUUGAAGAAAACAACAUACCAGAAACCCAGCAAACAUCCAUUGACAGUGAUCAUCUAGAAGCAUACCCUUUGGAGCAGUUUGCUGGCCUUCUACAUGGAUCAUCACCUGCUUGUGACCCACCAGAAAAUCCAUUUCAGCUCUACAGAAAAACUUGUCCAAAGGAUGACUUGAAUCAGAAAAUUAGUUUGAACCUCAGUAUUUUGAAUCCACAACAAUCUUUGCAAGAAAAUAGCACUGGUCUUCUGGUUAAAAAGAAAAAACCACCAAUUUUGAAUAGAACUAUAUUUCCUUCUAAAAACAUUAUAGGAGAAGCUAACACAUUGGCCGGUAUCACAAGAACUGGAGAUCAGUGGGUAAUUAAUGCUGCAGGAAUUGUAGAACGUGCUUGCACACUUGGACGAAUACGAUCUUUGCCAAAGACACUUCUUGACAUUCAUUUAUCCAAAUACAUUUCUAAAUCAGAUUCAGAUCUUAUUUCUUAUCCAUCUAAUGAUCACAAAGCAAGACAGAAUUGGAAUGACUCUUCAGCUAUCCAAGAAACCUCUAGAAGAAAUUCUGAAAGAACACCGUCAUUUACUUCAGAAUGGGAAGAAAUUGAUAAAAUAAUGAGUUCCAUUGAUGCUGGUAUAACUACUGGACUUGAAGAGAUUAGUGAUGGUACUGCAACACCCAGAUGCCCUGUCCAGACUGUGGGACAAUGGUUGGAAAAUAUUGGGCUACCUCAGUAUGAAAACCACUUGCUGGCCAAUGGAUUUGAUAAUGUACAGUUUAUGGAGCUAGAUUCAGAAACAAUGAGCCAGAGUUAUUUCAGAAAGGGAAGAUAUGCUCUUACUUUGCUAGGAAUAAGCAGUCAGGAGGAUAAAAAUUUGGCAUACAAACAUAUUGUUUAA